Prunus armeniaca (apricot) is the source of this 1938-nucleotide messenger RNA. Lineage: Eukaryota; Viridiplantae; Streptophyta; Magnoliopsida; Rosales; Rosaceae. The record is from the annotation of a GenBank genome assembly.
AUGGAACCCAAUAUCAACAACAAAGACCAUGAACAGAGAGAAGACGAAGAAGAAGACCAAUAUGGGGUUCUUCUAUACUACAAAUACACCCAAAUUCCAGACCUCGACGAGCUCUUCACCUUCUACCACUCCAACUGCAACUCUCUCUCUCUCCUCGGCCGCGUUCGAAUCUCUCCGCUUGGCGUCAACGUCACCGUUGGGGGGAAGUUGUCUGCACUGAAGAAGCACAUUGCUGCGGUUGAGUCGAAUAGUUUGUUCCAAGGAACCGACUUCAAGCUGGCGGCUUGUGGUUGCCCAUUGAAUGACAAGGUUGCUGAAGAAUGCGGGUUCACUUCUCUCUCAAUUCGCAUUGUCAAGGAAUUGGUUACUCUUAGCUCUAAUCCUCUGCUAAAAUCACCAGUGUUUUCAGAUGCUGGAAAGCAUCUCUCUGCAGACGAGUUUCAUUCCAUGCUACAGAGAGCUGGACAACUAGACAAAGAGAGCACAGAGCGCGAUAGAGAACUUGUUCUGUUGGAUGCAAGGAAUUUGUACGAGACAAGAAUUGGGAAGUUCCACACACCAGAUGUGGAAACUUUGGAUCCAGGCAUUAGGCAGUAUAGUGAUCUGCCCUCAUGGAUUGAUGAUAACUCUGAUCAGUUGCAAGGGAAAAAUGUUCUCAUGUAUUGUACUGGAGGAAUCAGGUGCGAAAUGGCAUCAGCCUAUAUUAGAUCAAAAGGUGCUGGAUAUGAGAACGUAUUUCAGUUAUUUGGUGGAAUACAGCGUUAUUUGGAACAGUUUCCAGAUGGUGGGUUUUUCAGAGGAAAGAACUUUGUUUUUGAUCACCGGAUUUCAGUUGCGAGUUCAGAUGCAAAUAUUUUGGGAACCUGUCUUCUCUGUGGUGUGUCAUUUGAUGAUUAUUCUUCACGCCUCCGUUGCAGUUAUUGUAGAAUGCUUGUCUUAGUUUGUGAUAGUUGCCAGAGGAAGGGCUCUGUAUAUGUCUGUGAGCUUUGCAAGAAUCAUCACAAGGGUGUUGAGUUGGUUUCUUCCUCUGAAAAUGGAAGAUUAAGUUCAAUACCACAAGAAAUUGAGCGUGAAACUGUCUCUUCAGAUGCUAAGCCCUCGCCUCAGCUGCCUUGGAGACAGGCCGUUGGGUCUCCUCCAAGAAAACUCAGAAUCUUGUGCUUACAUGGGUUUCGACAGAAUGCCUCAAGUUUUAAAGGAAGAACGGCAUCCUUAGCCAAGAAACUCAAAAACAUUGCUGAGUUCGUGUUUGUGGAUGCACCUCAUGAAUUACCAUUCAUAUACCAACCCUCAACUGUCACAGAGUCGCAUCAGAAUUGUACAUCACCGCCUUCAUCACUACUACAACAAAGUCCACCACCGCCCUCGGAGCACUGCAGGAAAAAGUUUGCGUGGUUCGUAGCACCUGAUUUCAGAGGAAAGAGUGAGAGUGAAAGCGACAACCCGGACAGGGAGUGGAAAAUGGGAGAUGGUCCAUUUGAUCCUCUGCAGUACCAGCAGCAAACAGCUGGGUUUGAAGAAUCACUGGCAUACAUCAAAACUGUGUAUGCUCAGGAGGGGCCCUUUGAUGGACUGUUGGGAUUUUCUCAGGGAGCAGCAAUGGCAGCUGCAUUAGUUUGUGCCCAACAAACCCAAAGGAGACUUUUACAAACUGGGGAAAUGGAGUUUGGAUUUGUGAUUUUGUGCUCGGGGUUUGGCCUUAUGAAGUUAAUUGAGGCUGAGGAGGAGAAAAUUCAGAUGCUGAAAUGCCCUUCGCUUCACAUAUUUGGCAGUGACCAUGGAAAAGACAGGCAGAUUGCAAAUCAAGCAAGCAGGAAGCUUGCCUCCUUAUUUGAUGAGGGCUGCUCUGUUACCAUUGAACACGACUCUGGUCAUAUCAUUCCCACUCGUCCUCCUUACAUUGAUCAGGUCAAGGACUUUCUCGGCCGCUUUCUUUAA